CCGCCAUCGUCACGACCUAUUGUCUGCAGCUCAGCUCUCCCCAGAGCAACCACCACCUGCAACCGCGUCGCCUAACUGGUAAGGCAUACAUCAGCGAGCCCGUCAUCGAGGCUCACACUCGCCGGUGCGGCGACCCUACCUGCUCCGCGUCUCACCGCGCUCCCACGCCUGCCCACCCGCGUCUCGCCGCCUCCGCAGCAAGCCGAGCGACAGGAGGCAUGUCUUGCACGGACCUGACUGCCCUACGACAGAGAAACAGCCUCCCGUGCCGAGACGACCGACGCGACCGACGCUCACGAUGCCGGCCGACACGACGUACGGCUUCCCACCCGAGGCCUUUGAAGAGUCUCGCCUGCCCGAUGUACACUGCCAGUUCAUCGACCCCGAGGACUUGCGCGCCUUCGAGAGGGCGCUGCAGGCCCCGGACCCGCUGCAGAGCCCCCAGGCCGAUGAUGGGAGCAUAAGGUCGCCCAAGAGCCCGUCUGGGUCAGUCAGCAUCACCAAGAGGGACUCGCAAACGGCAAUGUCCAUGGAGGAGGACCUCCAUGCGGUGGCAGCCGCCGCGGCCGCAGCCGGGGGGGACUUGCCUCCUCCAGACACCCCGUCGCAGGGUCACGGCACAUUCAUCACCGCGCAAAACGACUGGGCACCCGUCAACGCGCGGGUAUAUCGCAGCAGGAGGAGCGGCGCCAAAAGGGGUCGCCGCAAGAAGACGAGCGCCGUCGAGGGCCUGCUGGGCACGCGCACCAAGGAUGAGACGAGGGAGGGAUACCUCUACCAGCUCUCCAAGUGGCCUCUGCUCUUCUUCGUGCUCGCAUGGCUAUUGUGGCUGAGCGUCGCGUACCUCUCCACGCGGUGGUACAUCUGGGUCUACGAACACUUCUUCACCUGGCGCGGCCGGCGGGAGACGUUGCGAAGGAACCUGCGACGCACGACCAACUACAAGGAUUGGGUGGCUGAGGCCCGGCAGCUCGACUCGUACCUGGGGCGGCAGGCCUGGCGGGAGGAAAACGACUUUGCCUACUACGACUCCAAGACCGUCAAGCGAGUGUGGGAGCAGAUGCGCAAGGUGAGGCUGCGAGCUGAGGCGCAAGAAGGCUCCGACGGGGCCAACGGCGACCGCGCCAAGGCGGUGGAGGAUUUGAAGGCGCUCAUCGAGGCCUGCGUCAAGAAUAACUUUGUCGGCGUGGAGAAUUCGAGACUGUACAGCCAGACGUACUACGGCACCAAGAACCUGGUCCAAAACUUCAUCGACGAAGUCGAGAGCAGCAUCAAGUUCUUGCUCAGGACCAAAUCGCUCGACACCGAGGAGAAGCGGCUCCUGUUCAAGCACGUGUACGCCAACUACGGCCGGACGGCGCUGUGCCUAUCUGGCGGAGCCGCGUUCGCCUACUAUCAUAUCGGCGUCGUGCGCGCGCUGGUGGACGCAGACCUGCUCCCAGACGUCAUCACGGGCACGAGCGGCGGCGCCCUGGUUGCGGCGCUGGUGGCGACGCGGACCAACGACGAGCUGAAGAAGCUGCUGAUCCCGGCGCUCGCGCACCGCAUCGACGCGUGCAGCGAGCCCAUCUCGGUCUGGUUCCCGCGGUGGUGGAAGUCGGGGGCGCGCUUCGACUCGGUGGACUGGGCCAGACGGGGCGGGUGGUGGACGAGGGGCUCCAUGACGUUCCGCGAGGCGUACGAGAGGACGGGGCGGAUCCUCAACGUCACAUGCGUGCCGGCGGACCCUCACUCGCCGACGAUCCUGUGCAACUACCUGACGAGCCCCGACUGCGUCAUCUGGUCGGCGGUGCUGGCGUCGGCGGCGGUGCCGGGCAUCUUGAACCCGGUGGUGCUCAUGAUGAAGCAGCGCGACGGGACGCUGGCGCCCUAUUCGUUUGGCCACAAAUGGAAGGAUGGCAGCCUGCGGACCGACAUACCCAUCAAGGCACUCAACACGCACUUCAACGUCAACUUCACCAUUGUGAGCCAGGUGAACCCGCACAUCAACCUCUUCUUCUUCUCGUCGCGGGGGUCGGUGGGCCACCCGGUGACGCACCGCAAGGGCCGGGGGUGGCGGGGCGGAUACCUCAUGUCGGCGACGGAGCACUAUCUCAAGCUGGACAUGAACAAGUGGCUCAAGUUCAUCCGGCACGCCGAGUUGCUGCCGCGGCCGCUGGGCCAGGACUGGAGCCAGCUGUGGCUGCAGGAGUUCAGCGGCACCGUGACCAUCUGGCCCAAGUCGAUUCCGUCCGACUUUUGGCACAUCCUGUCGGACCCGGACCCGGAGCGGCUGGCGCGCAUGAUCCACGAGGGGCGGCAGAGCGCCUUUCCCAAGCUCAAGUUCAUCGCCAAUCGGCUCAAGGUGGAGCGCCUAGUAGAGCAGGGACGCCGGGAAACGAGGCCGUGGGCGCGCCGCGGCAGUAUUCAGACGCUCAUGAGCGAGGAGGACCUGCGGAGCCUGCUGGUGAGGGAGAUGGCGAGCGGGCCGGAGGGCGGCACCACGGAGGAGGAGGAGGAUGACGACGAGGGGCUGACGGGGACGCCUCCGGAGGAGUUGGACGAAGAAGCCGUGUAUGACGAAGGGGGGGGAGAGCAUGCGAAGAGCGACUGACUUUGACGCGGCUGGCGCGGCCAUGAUGCCACUGCUGCUACAACUACUAACUUACUACUAGGUACCAAGUAACUUGGUUACCACACUGAUACUGCUGCUGCUGCUCGCUCCGUACAUGGCCUUUGGACGCGCUGUUAGAAU
Purpureocillium takamizusanense is the source of this 2734-nucleotide messenger RNA. RefSeq lists its product as uncharacterized. Lineage: Eukaryota; Fungi; Ascomycota; Sordariomycetes; Hypocreales; Ophiocordycipitaceae. The transcript is spliced from 2 exons. Gene Ontology annotation, molecular function: triacylglycerol lipase activity. The record is from RefSeq and is a predicted model, not a curated record. The coding region runs from base 299 to 2593 and encodes 764 amino acids. Gene Ontology annotation, biological process: lipid metabolic process.